This is a messenger RNA of Lathyrus oleraceus (garden pea), 822 nucleotides long. RefSeq lists its product as uncharacterized. Bases 1 to 822 code for a protein of 273 amino acids. The transcript has a single exon. The record is from RefSeq and is a predicted model, not a curated record. Lineage: Eukaryota; Viridiplantae; Streptophyta; Magnoliopsida; Fabales; Fabaceae.
AUGGAAUGUUAUCGGUUGGGUCACCGUGCUGCUAAGUGUAAGAGUGCAGGUCAUAAGUGUUUCGAGUAUGGGAAACAAGGAAACGGUAUUGCUGAGUGCAAAAAUAAUGCUCCGACUUGUUACAACUAUGGUGAACCAGGACAUAUUAGUAUCCAAUGUCAGAAAUUGAGGAAGGCACCAGCUUCCGCACAAGCUAGUGGUAGAGUAUUUGCUUUUAGUAGUGUUGAUGUCUCGAUAUCAGGUAAUUUGAUUCAAGGUAUGUGUUUCAUUAAUAGUGUUACUAUGAUUGCUAUAAUUGACACCGGUGCGACGUAUUUGUUUGUAUCUCUUGAUUGUGUCAAAAAGUUGAAUCUUAACGCGCCUUAUAUGAUUGGAAGUAUGGUCAUUGAUACCCCAACUAAUGGUUCAGUGACUAUUUCAUUGGUGUGUUUGAAUUGUUCUUUGACCAUUUAUGGUAAAGAGUUUGGAGUUGACUUGAUAUGUUUUCCUUUGAAUCAACUCGAUGUGACUUUUAGGAUGAACUGGAUAGAGUUCAACUGGGUUUAUAUCGACUAUUUUGACAAGACUGUGUUGUUUCUGGAACUCGAAGAGAGCAAGGAUUUGAAAUUCAUGUACGCUGGCCAGGUUAAGAUGUCUUUGAGGGAGGAUGAUAAGGUGAUCAUGAUGCUUACUUCUUUGAGAGUGGAGAGAGAUGUUAUGGCUAAUGAUAUACCUAUGGUGUGUGCGUUUUCUGAUGUUUUUCUUGAGGAUAUUUGUGACUUGCUGGUAGAGCAAGAAGUCGAGUUAGCCAUGGAUUUAGUACCUGGUACUAGACAUGUGUAG